CGGCACGCAGCGCGACGUGCCUGGCGCGGGGCGGGGCGGCGUCGUGCGCGGGCGCGGUGUGAGGCGCGGGGGGAAGGAGCCCGGCCCUGAGGGGAGCGGCGGCGACCGCGGCAGCUCACCCGGCCUCGCUUCACCGCGCCGGGGCUCCGCGCCCGGCCCUGCAGCCUUCACCGAGGAAGCGGGGAGGCGGUGGAAAGACAAGCGAGCGCAGAGCGGUUCGCGGGUCCCGCCGCGGGGAGCGGAGCGAGCGCGGGGCGGCGGUGGAGGCUCCUCCAUCAUGUCGGCGGGCGGGGACUUCGGCAACCCGCUGCGGAAAUUCAAGCUGGUGUUCCUGGGCGAGCAGAGCGUGGGGAAGACUUCCUUGAUCACCAGGUUCAUGUAUGACAGCUUUGACAACACCUACCAGGCAACAAUUGGCAUUGACUUCUUAUCGAAAACCAUGUAUCUGGAGGAUCGAACAGUACGGUUGCAAUUAUGGGACACAGCAGGUCAAGAACGGUUCAGGAGCUUGAUUCCUAGCUACAUUCGUGACUCCACUGUUGCAGUUGUUGUUUAUGAUAUCACAAAUGUAAACUCCUUCCAGCAAACAACGAAAUGGAUCGAUGAUGUCAGAACGGAAAGGGGCAGCGAUGUCAUCAUCAUGCUGGUGGGAAAUAAAACAGAUCUAGCAGAUAAGAGACAAGUGUCCAUUGAGGAAGGAGAAAGAAAAGCCAAAGAGCUGAAUGUAAUGUUCAUCGAAACUAGUGCAAAAGCAGGAUACAAUGUAAAACAGCUUUUCCGACGUGUGGCAGCUGCCUUGCCUGGAAUGGAAAGCACACAAGACAAAAGUAGAGAAGACAUGAUUGACAUAAAACUGGAAAAGCCUCAAGAGCAGCCUGUCAGUGAAGGAGGCUGUUCCUGCUAAUACCAUGUGGCUUCUACCUUGCUCCAGAACAUCACUGCUUUCCCUCCCUUUACUCUUCAUUGACUGCAGUGUGAAUAUUGGCUUGAACCUUCCCCUUUCAGUAAUAACGUAUUGCAGUUCAUCAUCGCUGGCUGUCUCGUGGAGAUGAUCUAUUAGCUUCACAAGCACACACACACACACACACACACAAAGAUGUCAGUGUCUUCAUUAUUUAUAAGAAAAAACAAAAAAAGCCAAAAUAUUCCAGCAUAUUCUAGUUAUAACUUUAAAAAAAAAAACCCACAAAAAAAAAAUAGGUACAAUUUCUUAAUAUUUGUUCCUUUUUUUAAUAUGUUAUGAUAUUGCACUUUGAAAUGAUGGCAACCGAGGAAGUUUGGCAUUGGACUUAGAGGAGAUGUACGUGCAGAAGAAUGUUUGGGAAUCUCAAACCCGUUUGAUUUCUCUUUAACAACCUGGCAAUGACUUAGAGAGCAGUCAGGAAUGCAAGAGGAGGGUUAAAUCCUUAUCCUUAUCAUAAUAAUAAUAAUAAAAGAAUUAAACCCAAGCUCUUAAAUCUUUUAAGCAGAGAUUGACUGGUUUUCAAACCCCCCCCACCCCAAUUGGGAACCACAACCUUAAAGGGGGGUUUCAACACCACCAAAGGAUUUUUGAGCUCUCGCAGAGGCAACGUGAACACAGUUCCAAGAGAGCAUCUGGAGAACACACAAAGCGUCUUUGGGAACGGGCUGAGUGGCUUCUGGAGGUCCUGGGGGGGAAGGAAAGGGUGGAUGUGCGUUAGCAAAACACUUGCAGGAAACAGGGAAAUCAUAUUUGGAGUGCAGGAUGAGUUUUAAGAGCAUUUUGGUUUUCCUUUUGACGUAGGACACCGAUGACUUAGUGCUGCCCGAGAGAUGGGAUCGGAACGGUUCAGUCUGGAGGAGAAAGCGUUUGAAUUCUUUAUUCUUUUUCAUUUUAGGGGAAAUAGGAAGUGAAUUCAGGACUGGCACUGCCGGAAUGGGGUGAAACCUUUCAAAUUGAGCAGGAAUGAGGAAGGAGCAGGCGGAUCACCCAGCGGAGAGGCUGCGGUAACACACCAGUCCCCGGCCGGGACAGAGAGGAGGCAGAAGGGGGGAUUACUGCACCCCUUUCCCAUAGGAUUCUGAUAGGUCGGCAGGGGAAGGGGCAUUUCCUACAGCUAUCUAGUUGAGAGCUCUUAGAUUGAAGGGAAAGGAGUUGAAUAGAAUGGAAACCAACUUCUGAUUAUCCAGAUUUAUGCCUUUAAUUUUUUAGCUCUUUUUUACGUUCAGUCUUCCAAGUUUGCUUUAGUUUGGUUCAUUAGAGCUGUAUAGUUUGGGUCAAUACUUCCGAAUAUCAUGUUCGAUUUCCUUAGGCUUACAAAUAACCCUUUUUUUUUUUUCCCCUUGGAUAUUUAUUUCUUUGCUUCCUUUUAUACUCUUUUUCUGUCUCGUUUCGCCGAGGAAUCUGUUUUAGAGCUUUGCUGAUGUUUGCGAGAUGUAGCUACCCGAGAAACACGGAGUCCAACACACACUAGAAGUGCACCCUUGUAAUCUUUACUAGUCAUUGUGAAGUUGCUGUGUAAGUUACUAAAACCACAAUUGUAAAUACAUUUGUUUGCUGGGGCCAAUCUGGCUGAGUUACAAGUGCAGGAAGGAAUUCUUGAGUCUGUGUUGCGAUUGCUACCUUCAAGCCUGACAAUUGCAAGUGAAUAUUCAGGCUCCUUCUUUGUUCUCUUCUACCCCUUUAACCAGCUUAAAGAUAACCAACUGGGGAAAGAGAAAAGGGAAUCGUCCUCACCACCACUUUCACCAGGAAACGGGGUAGGAAAUGUGGAAUUCUUCAUUCCUGAAGGGAAUGUUAGGCUUGUGCCCUGCCCUGGGUUUCUAGCGGCUCUGCACAAUAAUAACUUAAAAGGCAGAAUUGAGAUGUAAAGUGCUUUUAUAAUGCAAUAUUAAAGGCGAGUUUUUUUUUGACGUGGCAUGUCUUGAAAUAAACAUCAAUGAUAUGUGACAAAGGAGCAUUCUUUCUUUCACAAGAGAACUCCUGGGGGGGAAGGAAACCUGGCUGCCUUUCCUGUAUUGUGCUGCUCUCAACUGUGCCAAACCCCUUCGUUUCGCUGCUUUUUCGCUUUGGUUUCCUUUGGGGGUUUGUUUUUCCUUUGGUUCUUCAUGCAACUUCCAUUGGUUGGUCCUCAUUUUCCACAAGCACAUCCUCCGUUUGCCAUCGUUCCAAGCUUUAAGCACUGGAUUUGCAAGGAGCUGGUUUAGCACAUCCCAGUGAUGCGCAGCUCGGCUGCGCUUAGUGGAGCUGCUUGAGGACUCUCCUGGCUGCGUGGCCAGGAGCAGGUUUGUCCAAUGGACCUGUUAUAUUUUGCUCUAAAUAAAAAGGCCUCAAAAGGCCUCUUGAUUCCAUGAUUCCAUGAAGGAGCCGUAGCCACGAGCUCGUGUUCAGCCCAGGAACAAGGAUGAGCCGCUGCUGUUCGGCAUUUCUCCCCCAGGAGACCCUGAGGUCUGCUCAGGACAGGCAGGUACAUCCAGCACCAUCCUUGCUGACAGUGCUUAACGUGACGACGGGCCUCCAUCCUCUCCCAAUCCCACUUUUCCAGAGGGAAAACCACUUCCAACGUGAGCACAGCAGCAACUCAGCCUGGUUGGUUUUCUUUUGCGCCAUAAUUCCCCGCGCCAUCCGUUUAUCAGGGUUUAGGUUUGAAGUUGAUUUUGCUCCAUGGACAUGGUAGAACCACAGGAACAGACUUUUCUUACUGCUGCCUUUGUGAACAGUGAAGGUUUCUGCUCUGUUUCGUUUCUCCUCCCCACUCUGGCUUGAUCCUUGUACAGUCCAUGACGCAGCUAUUCCAUUACUCACUUUUUGUCUUGAUAACAAGUAGUUGAAGAAAUUGUAUAAGGGGAAAAAAAGGUUCCUUUUCUUCAUGUUGGAAUGUCACUGGUACCUCAGCUCUGUUUGAUAAAUGAAACAACGACAACAACCAAGUUCCUUAGCGCUUGAACUAAAUAAAUACCUGUCUCAUUGGAAA
Strigops habroptila (Kakapo) is the source of this 3935-nucleotide messenger RNA. It is a transcript of the gene RAB6A, whose product is annotated as RAB6A, member RAS oncogene family. The transcript has 8 exons. Gene Ontology annotation, molecular function: GTPase activity; GTP binding. The record is from RefSeq and is a predicted model, not a curated record. Bases 278 to 904 code for a protein of 208 amino acids. Lineage: Eukaryota; Metazoa; Chordata; Aves; Psittaciformes; Psittacidae.